AUGACCAGGGAUAGGUUUGAUUCCUUACAAAGUCGGCUUCACUUCUCGGACAACGAGGACCCCCGUGCCGACACCGACCGUCUGUGGAAGCUGCGACCGGUGUUGGAUAUCCUCGAUACGACGUUCAAGACGGUCUAUAUCCCUGACAGGAAAAUCGUGGUUGAUGAGUCGCUGUGGGCGUUCAGGGGACGUCACCACGCGAUUCAAUUCAACCCGACGAAGAGGGCGCGGUUCGGGAUGAAGGUAUAUCGCCUGUGCGAGAGUGAUGGUGCUGGUGCUGGCUACACCAGUGCCUUCAAUGUCUACAUGGGCCAGGACCGCGGCGACGUACCUGCCAGCAUGAAGGCUGUGACCGACCUCAUGAACCGCGCCUGCUUCUUCGAGAAGGGUUACGAGCUGUACUUGGACAACUGGUACAGCUCCCCGGAACUUUUUCAUUACCUGUCAUCAAGGAAGACGAACAAUUCGGCUGAACCGCAAGUUCAUGCCGAAGGACCUCAAGUCCGGACGAAGCCCCAAGCCGUCGUUGACUACAACGUGGGAAAGAAGGGGGUAGACCUUGCCGAUCAGUUGGCCGCGUCGUACUCCACAACCAGAAGAACUAACAAGUGGUACCAGAAUGUGUUUUACCACUUGCUCGACAUGGCGGUGGUGAAUGCUUUCGUGGUUCACAGGGCGUUGGGUGGCACCCUGACCCAGCUUGAGUUCCGCCUGGAGAUCAUAGCUAACUUCCUCGAUCAACCUCCGGCCUACGGGAGAAGGGGUGGCCUUCGGACGCCUCCGGCUGCCACCCCAUCGCCUCCUCGCCGCCGGAACGCCCCACGUCAGCAGCAGCGCCAGCAGGUACCACAGGGCCACGUCCUGGCUUUCAAUCCAGGGCGAAAGUACCGCCGGUGUCGUCACUGCCGAGUAAGCCGCAACGUGAGGAAGGAGACGCGCUACAGGUGUGGCAGGUGUGAUGUCUCACUGUGCCCGGCAGAUUGCUUCAAUCUGUGGCACAGCCCCCUGUAG
Penaeus vannamei (Pacific white shrimp) is the source of this 1011-nucleotide messenger RNA. Lineage: Eukaryota; Metazoa; Arthropoda; Malacostraca; Decapoda; Penaeidae. The record is from RefSeq and is a predicted model, not a curated record.